AUGCAGAUCCCAGGAAUCGGGGAGAUUUUGGAUGGGCUGCAGCCAUACACGCAGCGCCACCUGGCGCGUCUCGAGCGCGUGCUGCGCAGCUCCUACCUCGUCGACUACACUCUCGCCGCCCUCACCAUGCUACAGCCGACCGCUGACCUGGCAGUGCAUGCUGACCUGGCGCUACAGCCGGGUGCUGAGCUGGCGCUGACGGGCGGCAAAGCCGCCCUGACGCUACAGGCCAAAGCUUCCGCCCAGGAUAGGCCGUCUGGAUUGGAAGUACUGAAGGAGAAGGUGAGGAGGGAGAGUGAGAGGAGGGAAAGAGGUGAGAGGGGGGGAGGGGAGGAGGGGAAGGGAGAUGGGAGUCAGAAGGGAGGAGGGGAGUAUAGCGAGGUGGAUGCUGCUAUGAAGAUGUGGAGAUAUCUAGAGAGUAAGAGAGAGGAGGGGUUGAAGGGGAAGGAGGGUAAGGGAGAUGGAGAGGAAGAGGAGAGGGAAGAUGAGGAAGAGGAGAGGGAGGAAGGAGAGGAGGAAGGGGAGGAUGGAGAGGAGAAUGGGGAAGUAGAGGGGAGUGUGGAGGAAGUGGAGGAUAGUGAAGGGGAGGAGGUCGAGAAAGAGGAGGAAGGUGGGGAAGAGGAAGGAGAGGAGGAAGGGGAGGAAGAGAGAAGAGGCAAGAAGAAGAAGAAGAAGAAGAAGAAGAAGAAGAAGAAGAAGAAGAAGAAGAAGAAGAAGAAGAAGAAGAAGAAGAAGAAGAAGAAGAAGAAGAAGAAGAAGAAGAAGAAGAAGAAGAAGAAGAAGAAGAAGAAGAAGAAGAAGAAGAAGAAGAAGAAGAAGAAGAAGAAGAAGAAGAAGAAGAAGAAGAAGAAGAAGAAGAAGAAGAAGAAGAAGAAGAAGAAGAAGGGACAGGGGAUGAGGAAGAGAGCGAAUCAGAGGAGGAGCAGAAGCACCGUGGCAGGCAGGCAAGAGUGCAAGCCCCGUUGCACAAGGGAAAGGGGGGGGUUGAGAAGCGAAUGA
Messenger RNA from Closterium sp. Naga37s-1, 999 nucleotides. The record is from the annotation of a GenBank genome assembly. Lineage: Eukaryota; Viridiplantae; Streptophyta; Zygnematophyceae; Desmidiales; Closteriaceae.